Anopheles bellator is the source of this 945-nucleotide messenger RNA. It is a transcript of the gene C15, whose product is annotated as T-cell leukemia homeobox protein 3. Lineage: Eukaryota; Metazoa; Arthropoda; Insecta; Diptera; Culicidae. The coding region runs from base 1 to 945 and encodes 314 amino acids. Gene Ontology annotation, molecular function: RNA polymerase II cis-regulatory region sequence-specific DNA binding; DNA-binding transcription factor activity, RNA polymerase II-specific. Gene Ontology annotation, cellular component: nucleus. The transcript is spliced from 4 exons. The record is from RefSeq and is a predicted model, not a curated record. Gene Ontology annotation, biological process: regulation of transcription by RNA polymerase II; animal organ development.
AUGUCAUCCCCUCACGAGGACGAGGACCAGGAUCUCGAUCAGGAGAUAAACGUCGACGCGGACUCCGACUGUCAGUCCCGGGUGUCCUACAACAGUGGCUCGGAGGACAUCGAUCUGGAUGGCGAUGGAAAUGGAUCCUGCUAUGACGAAUCGGAAGCCACGAGUGACCAUCAAACACACGCCACCGAGCCGACGACGCGAUCGCCGAACGAAAACCUGCCCUUCAGCAUAUCACGAUUACUGGGCAAGUCGUACGAGCGGGAGCAGAAGGACAAGGAGGCCCUCUCGGAGGACAGCACGCCGGAGGCGCUCAUCAAGAACGGACACCACAUCACGGCCGGGUCGCCGGGGAGCCUCCAGUACGCGGCCGGCGCCCUGUACAGCUACCCGAUCUACCCGAGCGGCCACGUCCUCCGAGUGCCUCCCCAGCGGGGACCCUGCAAUCCACUGUCCUGGACCCUGCCGCCCCUGCACCCUGCCGCCCUCGCUCAUCAGGCCGUCAAAGACCGGCUAGCUGCGUUCCCGAUUGCCCGGCGUAUCGGCCACCCGUAUCAGAAUCGAACGCCACCGAAGCGGAAAAAACCACGUACCUCGUUCACUCGGAUCCAGGUGGCAGAGCUGGAGAAGCGGUUCCACAAACAGAAGUACCUAGCGUCGGCGGAACGGGCGGCCCUGGCGAGAGGGUUGAAGAUGACCGAUGCACAGGUUAAAACAUGGUUCCAGAAUAGACGUACAAAAUGGAGGAGACAAACGGCCGAGGAACGGGAAGCAGAAAGGCAAGCCGCGAACCGAUUAAUGCUUUCGCUGCAAGCAGAAGCGCUCAGUAAAGGAUUCGGUCAGCCACCGUCGUCGGCGGCACCGCCGAAUGCCGCGACGCCCGGGGCUCCCCUGGCCGCCCUGCACGGCCUCCAACCGUGGGCCGAAGCCCAUACGGCGGGAUGUUAA